AUGACAAGUUUUAAACAUUUUCACGGCCGGAUUAAAACGUUUGAUGAGGAUGUUAUGCUUCCGGAAGUAGAGCGAGGUGAUUCUAGGACCGACAGAACAUCAAAAGAAUACUCCAAAAAGCAUGAAAAGUUUUUCCCGGAGGAAACUUCACGGACUUCAGGUCAGCAACGACUAAGAAACCAUGUCCUGCUGUUCGACAAUGUAAGUAUACCAUGGAAGAGGUAUAAUGGGAAAUGGGUAGAACUAAGUGUAUAA
This is a messenger RNA of Sclerotinia sclerotiorum 1980 UF-70, 255 nucleotides long. RefSeq lists its product with no specific name. The record is from RefSeq and is a predicted model, not a curated record. Bases 1 to 255 code for a protein of 84 amino acids. The transcript has 2 exons. NCBI's taxonomy places the organism in Eukaryota, Fungi, Ascomycota, Leotiomycetes, Helotiales, Sclerotiniaceae.